AUGGAACCGAAUCUAAUAAUAUUCGAACGCAUUUUUAUAUUGCUUUGCCCAGCGUCCUGGCUACAGACCUGUAAGCGAUCUAGUCCCAAUGAGAACAAAUGUUUCCGAAAACUGUUCGAGGGCUGCUUUCCAGCUUUGGCUGCCGGAAUACCAGAGAUUGGAGUGAAGAGCUUCGAGCCAUUAAACAUUGACCAGGUGUCCGUUUCGAAGGGCAGCGGCAAUUUAGUUCUGGCCGGCGGCUUUCAGAAUCUAGUCAUACGCGGACCCUCCAAUGCGACAGUGCGCAGUGCCAGCUUGGAUCUGGCGCGACGGCAGCUAAACUUUGAGUUGGAACUGCCGCGGCUGCGAAUAAGAGCCAAAUACAAUCUGAAGGGCAACAUAUUGUUGCUGCCUCUGGUUGGCAAUGGCGAUGUGGCUAUGGCCUUAAAGAAUGUGCAUACGGCCGUCUAUACGAAGAUAUCUCUGCAUAACGAAACCCAAACUGGCGAUGAGAUUAUACACAUUGAUGAGAUGAAAGUCAGCUUUCAGGUGGGCGCCAUGCGUAUUCACCUAAAGAAUCUAUUCAAUGGCAAUGAGAUUUUGGCCGCGUCUAUUAAUGCAUUUCUCAAUCAAAACGGUAACGAAGUUAUAGCAGAGCUGCGCCCCGAUCUGGAGCUGGGACUAGCCGAUAUUUUUCACGGCCUGUGGAACAAUGUCUUCUCAAAGAUGCCCACCAAGCUGUGGCUGCUCUGA
Messenger RNA from Drosophila hydei, 732 nucleotides. It is a transcript of the gene Jhbp4, whose product is annotated as protein takeout. NCBI's taxonomy places the organism in Eukaryota, Metazoa, Arthropoda, Insecta, Diptera, Drosophilidae. The record is from RefSeq and is a predicted model, not a curated record. The coding region runs from base 1 to 732 and encodes 243 amino acids. The transcript is spliced from 3 exons.